AUUGCGCAGAGACAAGAGCUCCGCUUGGAGUGUCCAAUUGGGAAACCGGUAUCGAUUCGGCUGGAGGAGGGCACAGCGGAGGUGUUUGGCACGGAGCUGGACCGGGGCAGGGCCGUGUCCGUAACUGGCCAAAAAGUAGCGGUGUUCACCUGGGAUGGCGGUCGAGUCUCCGUACAGGGCGAGCCGAGUGUCAUGUACGUGGCCGAUGACACGCCCAUGGCCUCCUACCUCAAUGUGCACCAGACCCUGAACCAGCGGCGCGAGGAGGCGCGGAAAGCCGCCCCGGGGUCCGCCGGGUGCCGGGGCCCCGUUGUGGUCGUGGUGGGCCCCACAGACAGCGGCAAGAGCACCCUAUGUCGGCUGCUCGGGAACUGGGCUGUACGCAGUGGCUGGCAACCCACCUUCGUGGACCUGGACGUUGGCCAGGGCACCAUCACAGUCCCCGGCUGUCUGUCCGCGGUGCCCCUGGAGCACCCGGUGGACAUCGAGGAGGGCUUCAUUGCGGACCUACCGCUGGUGUUCUUCUACGGACACAACUCCCCAGGGGAGAACCCCGCCCUGUUCAAGGCCCUGGCGGACAAGUUGUCUUCGCUGCUGCAGCGGAGAGCUGCGGCUGACCCCCGAGCUGCCGCCUCUGGUAUCAUCAUCAAUACCUUUGGCUGGGUAGACGGGCCGGGUUACGAUCUACAGAAGCACAUCAUACAAACAUUCCAGUGUGACGUGGUGCUGGUAAUGGAGCAAGAUCGUUUGCACGCCACUCUGCAACAAGAUCUCAAGGCCACCUGCCCCCGCACCACCAUCCUAAAGCUAGCCAAGUCUGGCGGUGCAGUGAAACGUGAGGGCGAUGAGCGACGCGGGGCGCGGGAGCAGCGGGUGCGCGAGUACUUCUACGGCACCUCACGUACCCCUUUGCAACCCGCCACACAAACCAUUCGGGCGACCGACCUGGCUGUGUACCGGAUAGGUGCUGGCCCCCGCGCCCCCAACACAGCCCUGCCGCUGGGCGCCGUCUCCCUGGCAGACCCGCUGCGGUUGCAGAACCUGCCUCCCUCGCUCGAGCAGCUGCAAGGCCUGCUGGCCGUGUCACACGCUACCACACCCGAUCAGAUCCUAAAUUCCAACGUGGCCGGUUUCGUGCUGGUAAAGGACGUGGACACGGCGCGGGGCACCGUCACCGUCACGGCGCCCGCCGCCGGUCCUUUGCCUGGGCGGUACUUGAUAUUGGGCAGCCUCCGCUCGUCCAUUGAUUGA
Molecule: messenger RNA, 1251 nt
Organism: Volvox carteri f. nagariensis
Lineage: Eukaryota; Viridiplantae; Chlorophyta; Chlorophyceae; Chlamydomonadales; Volvocaceae
Exons: 9
Biological process (GO): tRNA splicing, via endonucleolytic cleavage and ligation
Cellular component (GO): nucleus; mRNA cleavage factor complex
Molecular function (GO): polynucleotide 5'-hydroxyl-kinase activity
Source: RefSeq, a predicted model, not a curated record